AUGUUGACAGUUACUGUGUGGUCUGCGAAUUAUUUGAAGCAGGCCAACUCCGAAGAUGCAUCUGCGUGUCUACCUAAGCCGUUGGUUUUGCGGGAUCACGCUCGAUGUGUGAUCACUGGGAGUGAUGGGCAGAGGGAGUUGAAUACGAAGACCGCGACAAUAUCUGACGAUAGCCAGGAAGUACCCGCUGCUAGUGCAAAUCAUAGCCAACUCCGGGGUGUUUAUAUUAUUCCUCCGAACUUGUUACCCUCCACCAACCCGAAUCAAGAUCGACCAAAAGGCGAGGAAGAAAACUACUUUCAAGAUAUGCGCAGCGCGACCAUAUUGAUGAGGGAAAUGUUCGAGCCAAACAUUCGAGACAUGCUCGACGAGGCCACACUGCGAAGCUCCGACAACAUGCUCACACUGGAUAAAGUGCAACACGAGCUGUUCGCAUCCUCUCUGAUCUAUUUGGAGGCGACAUCUCAUUCAUGCGAGUAUUGUUUAUGGUCACCACUCGAGGAUGGUGUCGGGCGACGGACUGAGAAUGAGACAGUAGUGAACUUACAGCCUCACGAAGGCAUUCCCACGCCGUCUCGUCAAUUUUUGAGCGUGCACCGGAGCGUGACGCGGAUCUUGGCAAUUAGCGGGGCGAAAGGGUAUGUGAAUUGGAAGGGUAGACGGUGGGAGGAGAGGAUCGGUAUCGCGGAAUAG
Messenger RNA from Penicillium waksmanii, 693 nucleotides. RefSeq lists its product as uncharacterized. The transcript has 2 exons. Lineage: Eukaryota; Fungi; Ascomycota; Eurotiomycetes; Eurotiales; Aspergillaceae. The record is from RefSeq and is a predicted model, not a curated record. Bases 1 to 693 code for a protein of 230 amino acids.